Messenger RNA from Xenopus tropicalis (tropical clawed frog), 3571 nucleotides. The record is from RefSeq and is a predicted model, not a curated record. Lineage: Eukaryota; Metazoa; Chordata; Amphibia; Anura; Pipidae.
GCUCUUUAACCCAUACAAACUCUAUAUAAAUCAAACAAAGUCAGCACUUUUGGUCACAUUUUGUGGAAUAACCUUGUAAUCAUUUUGACACCCCCCAGUGACUUAGCUUUUUCUACCCUUUUAAGUUACCAGUAGAGGCUUUUUGACACCCCUGGUUACUUGCUGGCCGCCGCCACCUAAGGUGAGUUUCUCAACUCGACCCAUGGCAGCAGCAACCCUGCUAAGAAUCAAUGUAUUUUUUAAAAAUAACAUGACUUAACAUCCUCUUUAAAAUUGAUUUUAUGGGGGAUCGCCAUCCUGUAAUUUAGCAUGUUCUGGAUGGGUUUUAACAGUGUUCACAAUUUUUUCAGUUUUCAAUUAAACUGACUGGCAAGUGUUUAUGAAUGAAAUGAGAUUUGAGUUUCCACUUCCAUGUGAUGACAGGAUAUGGUGACAUUAUUAUUUACUUAAUAACUUUUUUAUUUUUAUUAUUUACUUAUAUAACAGCAAUUUAAUCAACUGAUAAAAGUAAUACAUCCAGGACGCAGCAACACAGUAUUUGAAGGUGACACAGUAUCAUAGUCAAUUAAAAGUAAGAGGUAUAAUCAUUACACCCCUAACCCCACCAUCCUUUUAUAGUUAAUUUCCCUGCCGAGACGCAAUGCGAUGACGCCAUUCGCGGCGCGUCAUACAACAGCGACGGGGCCGGAGGUCUCACGGAAGUAACCCAGCGGGUUAUAUAUAUAUAUAUAUAUAUUUAUUCUGCUUCUAUUGAUAUCGUUCUGUACCUGUUUUGUGUUUUUUGAAAUGCAGACAUGGCCAACCUCUGCCCUCCCCCAUCUCCCGCAGUCGCCAAAACGUUAAUCAGUAUCGAUGGCUACUCUCCUCUAUUAGCUGCCACUUUUGCGUACUGGGACAACAUUCUGGGACCGAGAGUAAGGCACAUAUGGUCCCCAAAGUCUGAUCAUGUAUUACUUAGUGACGGGGAGAUCACCUUCCUUGCUAACCAUACGCUGAACGGCGAGAUCUUACGCAAUGCUGAAAGCGGUGCCAUUGAUGUCAAGUUCUUUGUGCUGUCUGAGAAAGGCGUUAUCAUUGUAUCGCUUAUCUUUGAUGGGAACUGGAAUGGUGACAGGAGCACAUAUGGACUGUCCAUAAUCCUUCCACAGUCUGAACUGGCAUUUUACCUUCCUCUGCACAAGGUCUGCGUGGCUCGUCUCACACACAUCAUCAGGAAAGGGCGCAUAUGGAUGCACAAAGGCCAGAGUAUUACUCAUAUGUUGACUGGAGAAGUUAUCCCCAUAAUGGAACUUCUUUCUUCUAUAAAGUCGCAUGGUGUCCCAGAAGAGAUCGAUAUUACUUCAACUGUACUUAAUGAUGAUGACAUUGGUGACAGCUGUCAUGGUGAUUUCCUCAUCAACGCUAUCAGUUCACACAUGCAGACCUGUGGCUGCUCUGUGGUGGUAGGCAGCAGUGCAGAGAAAGUAAACAAGAUGGUGAGGACACUGUGUCUCUUUCUGUCUCCAACAGAAAGGAAAUGUUCCAGAUUAUGUCGCUCUGAAUCUUCUUUCCAGUAUGAAUCUGGCCUCUUUGUGCAAGGACUAUUGAAGGAUGCAACAGGAAGUUUUGUGCUGCCAUUUCGCCAGGUUAUGUAUGCACCUUACCCAACCACUCACAUUGAUGUGGAUAUAUUCACCGUGAAGCAGAUGCCUCCAUGUCAUGAGCACACUUAUAAUCAGAGGCGCUACAUGAGGGCAGAGCUGGGUGCUCUUUGGAAAGCCACUUCAGAUGAGGAGAUUGGGAUGGAUUCAGUCAUUCACAGUGAUGAGACCUUCACUCCUAAUCUCAACAUAUUUCAAGAUAUCCUGCACAGAGAUACAUUUGUGAAAAACUUUUUAGACCAGGUUUUCCAGUUGAAACCAAACUUAUCCUUGCGAAGCACAUUUCUGGCACAGUUUCUGCUCGUGCUUCAUAGAAAGGCUCUAACCUUGAUCAAAUACAUUGAGGAUGACACACAAAAAGGCAAGAAACCUUUCAAAUCUCUGCGUAGUCUGAAAACAGACCUGGACCUAGCAGCAGAGGGCGAUCUCUACAUAAUCAUGGCCUUGGCUGAAAAGAUCAAGCCAGGGCUUCAUUCAUUUAUAUUUGGCAGUUCGUUUCACACAAGCAUGCAAGAGAGGGAUGUACUGAUGACAUUUUAAUCCCUAAAUGACAACAUUUUUAUGUUCAGCCUCACCAUUACCACUCUGUUCAUUUAGAUUCAGAAUCUCUUUUGUCUCUUACGUGUUUCUAUGUGAAGCAUUCCCUCUAUAACAAUAUGUUACAUGGGAAUACAUGGGGGCUGUAAUUCUGCUUUUCUGUGUAUUAAUGCUGAAUACGUGGGCAGAUUUUGGUAAUAUCAAAUCAGAAUGACAGAUCAGGUCUCUGCCCGAAGGCCCUCCAAGUGAUCAUUCUGUAUGUAUCUGUUAUAAUGGACAAAGGGAGCUUUUUACAGUAUCUACACUGGAUCAGAUGUGAUCCCCCAAAACUGAACAUGUAAAUACCAAGCAACCAAUCUGUGUGUGAAGUCAUCUUCAUUUUACAAGUCGAUCUGUACAAAUGAUGCAGCUUAAAGUAAUGACUGGCCAAGCCAGCAAGCAGCAGUAUAAAAAUAAAAACAUGCUUGGUCAGCCAGCCAAAUGCACAUAUGCUGUAUAAUUAUGAUAUGCUAUUUAUAAAUUGUAAAGUAAUUUCAUAAAAAUAAGUAACAUACUGUUAUGGUGUGCUGUAAACUUUGUAUCAUUAUAUUUGUUAUGAAACAAAUGUGUGAUUGUGUAUUCAUUUUAAUUAAUAAUACUGUUAAAAAAAAAAAAAAAAGAAUAGGAAACUAAUGGCUAGAACACACAAGGCUAUUUCCGGUGCUUUGCUAUCAGUGGGGUAACAUGUAUAAAGCAGACCCCGUGGUCGCAGGGGGGCCUGGACAGUGGGGUCUGCUGUACCAUAGUUGUCCUCCCCUGCCCUUCUCCUACCUUUAAAAAAAGUUGCACAAGAGGACUGGGAGGAAGGGGGGGACUGGUAAUGCUGGGCCCCCUUAGAGGAUUUUUCUGCAGGGGGCCCGGAGCAGCCAAGUUACGCCACUGCUUGCUAUUAAGUGCCCCAUUCAUGCUACUUAGGUACCCAAAACUCUGACUUCUAUAAGAGAUGCCUGCAAACCCUGUGCCAGUGCCUGUGUUCUGAGGAAACUAUUUCCGACUAGUGCCUGCACAAGCACCUUCAGAGGAUGUGCUUAGAAAUCAAUGCAAGCACUUUAGUGCUGUGUGCACUUGAUACUUAAAAGAAGUCAUUCAGAUUGCAGAAAAUUGCCACAUGAGCAGUUGCUCUUGGUGUUAUAAAGCUAUCAGAAAUGAGCAAACAGUCUGUAGUUGUCAGAGAUGCUGGGAGAUGUUGUACAGUUAUUGCUUAAUACCACAAGACAUCAUGAUACAUAAAGCACCUUUGAAUCAUGUUACUUAACAACAGGCACUUGCUCGUAUUGCUAAUGUAUCCUGUGCUUAGCUUGACCAAAUAUACCGUUAAUGUAUUAUGAGCAAUAAAAAGUAUUCUCGAAGCUUCA